Messenger RNA from Dovyalis caffra, 216 nucleotides. The record is from the annotation of a GenBank genome assembly. NCBI's taxonomy places the organism in Eukaryota, Viridiplantae, Streptophyta, Magnoliopsida, Malpighiales, Salicaceae.
AUGCCGACGGUGUUGCUCGUUGCCAUGUCCCUCUUAGUAGUAACCCAUGUCGAUAGCCUUAUUGCUACCAAUUCCCUCUUGGUAGCAACCUAUACCUACAAUCUAGUUACAACAAACUACUUCUCGACGAUAACUUUACCAACAACAUUAACUUUGAUAAACGAUAGAUGGAUGAUGAAAGAGUUCAAACUCAAUUCAAGCAAGCUUCGAGUCAAA